Galeopterus variegatus (Sunda flying lemur) is the source of this 1970-nucleotide messenger RNA. It is a transcript of the gene AADAT, whose product is annotated as aminoadipate aminotransferase. Gene Ontology annotation, biological process: biosynthetic process. The record is from RefSeq and is a predicted model, not a curated record. Bases 167 to 1438 code for a protein of 423 amino acids. Lineage: Eukaryota; Metazoa; Chordata; Mammalia; Dermoptera; Cynocephalidae. The transcript has 13 exons. Gene Ontology annotation, molecular function: L-kynurenine:2-oxoglutarate transaminase activity; pyridoxal phosphate binding.
CCAGCGCAGCCUCCGGGCAAUGCACUUGAGACCCAGACGCAGCGGGGAGACAACUCAAAGUGGCUGUGCCGGAGGGAGGAGUCAGGAGGCCGCCUCUAGCAGGGCUGUCUGGUUUCUCUAGUCCUCGGCAACGGGGGACCGCACUUGGUGCUUGGCUACUGGGGACAUGAAUUACUCACGCUUCAUCACCGCCACGAGCGCAGCCAGAAAGCCUUCUCCCAUCCGAGUGACGGCUGACACUUUGAGCAGGAAAUCACUCAUUUCCUUAGCUGCUGGAGCACCAAAUCCAAACACAUUCCCCUUUAAGACUGCUACUAUCACUGUAGAAAAUGGAAAGACAAUCCAAUUUGGAGAAGAGCUGAUGAAGAGAGCACUUCAGUAUUCUCCAACUACUGGAAUUCCAGAGCUUUUGUCCUGGAUAAAACACUUACAAGUAAGACUUCAUAAUCCUCCCACCGUCCAUUAUCCACCCAGUCAAGGACAAAUGGACGUAUGUGUCACAUGUGGCAGUCAAGAAGGUCUUUGUAAGGUAUUUGAAAUGAUCAUUAAUCCUGGAGAUAAUGUCCUCCUAAGUGAACCUGUUUAUUCAGGAACACUUCACAUUCUACAACCGCUGGGCUGCAACAUUAUUAAUGUUUCCAGUGAUGAAUAUGGGAUUAUUCCAGACUCCCUCAAAGAAGUACUUUCCAGAUGGAAACCAGAAGAUGCAAAGGAUUCCAAGAAAAACACCCCCAAAUUACUUUAUACUGUCCCAACUGGAAACAACCCUACUGGAAGCACCUUAAGAAGUGACCGAAAAAAGGAAAUCUAUGAGCUUGCAAGAAAAUAUGAUUUCCUCAUAAUAGAAGAUGACCCUUACUAUUUCCUCCAGUAUGGCAAGUCCCGGCCACCAACAUUUCUUUCUAUGGAUGUUGAUGGGCGUGUGAUCAGAACUGACAGUUUUUCGAAAGUCAUCUCCUCUGGAUUGAGAAUAGGGUUUAUAACUGGUCCACAACCCUUGAUAGAGAGAGUUGUUUUACACAUACAAGUUUCAUCACUGCAACCCAGUACUUUUAACCAGUUUAUGAUAUUACAGCUUCUACAACAGUGGGGAGAAGAGGGCUUCCUGGCUCAUGUUAACAGAGUUAUUGAUUUCUAUAGGAAACAGAAGGAUGCAAUGCUGGCAGCUGCAGACAAGUGGUUAGGUGAUUUGGCAGAAUGGCAUGUUCCUACUGCUGGAAUGUUUCUAUGGGUUAAAAUUAAAGGCGUGCAUGAUAUAAAACAACUGGUUGGAAAAGAAGACUUUAAGAAAGAGAUAUUAAUGUUUCCUGGAAACGAUUUCCAAAUCGAUAGCUCAAUUCCUAGCUCCUACUUGAGAAUGUCCUUCUCUUCAGCUUCGCCAGAACAGAUGGAUGUGGCCCUCCAGAAAUUAGCCCAACUUAUAAAAGAAUCAUUAUGAAGAAUCUUUAUGAAGAAAUCGUACUAUUUGUGGAUUUUUCAUAUAGAUAAUAUGUUUUAGCAGGAAGAAAUGAUCACUGGGUAUUAGACUUACAGAUUGGAUUUCAUCAGAUGUGAAUAUCUGUAGUAGUUUAACUGGACAACUUUUAAAGUGCCUUUAAAUCCAUCAGAUUGCCAAAAUAUUCUUGUAAUCUACUUAUGCCUUUUGAUAAAUUUUCAACCUACAAAAAAUUAUUUUUACCUUGGAUUUUAUUAUAAAGAACUCUGUAGUUGCUUUAUAAUUUCCCAUAAAUUGUCUUUGAAAAUGACAUGUUACACUAAAUUAUUUUGAAAAUCGAAGGAAAUAAUCAAGUUCAAAAUGAUAUAAUGUGUACUUUUUCUAUUUUUAGGAAAAUUUAAUGAGAGGUUGUUGUAAAAAUUGUUUUAAUUUGACCAUUAUAAAUGAUUUUUAGUAAGAAUAUCAUAGACAUUAUGUUCUGCCACAGAAAUCCUUUUAAAAUAAAAUUCUGAUGGAAAUCAUCAUGUCAAAAGGA